Messenger RNA from Rhincodon typus (whale shark), 1240 nucleotides. RefSeq names its product transmembrane protein 121B (gene tmem121b). Lineage: Eukaryota; Metazoa; Chordata; Chondrichthyes; Orectolobiformes; Rhincodontidae. The transcript has a single exon. Bases 80 to 1240 code for a protein of 386 amino acids. The record is from RefSeq and is a predicted model, not a curated record.
AGCCCUGUGCUUGCGAUCCACCCGCCUCAGCCUCAGCUGCACCGAGUCGCCGGGGACUGGAGGCUUUCGAGGGGAGACAAUGAGCGCGGCGCCCGGCAACGAGAGCUCUCGAUCGGCCGCCCCAGCACCGAGCGGAGCCGAGGGAAACCUCCGGGCGAGAGACAACGAUCCUCUCUACAUCAGGAACAGCUCCUUCAGGAGGAACUCUCAGACCUCGACGGCAAGUCUCAGCCGUGAGAUCGGCGCCGCUUCCAACAUCAAAGCCCCCCGUCCGGCGUUCAUCAUCACUUCAGGAGAAUUUCUGCAGCACAGCUCAGACUGUACCAGUAGCCCUGGGCCACACUCCAGCACCAGGACCAUCUUCUAUAAAGGCCUCUGCCUCCUGCUGCUGCUGUGCCAAGGGGGGCUCCUGGAUUUCUACCUGAUCAUUUUUACUGACCUGUACUGGUGCUCUUGGAUCGCCACCGACCUGGUGGUGAUGGCGGGCUGGCUCAUCUUCUUCAUCAAACACUCGAGGCGGAGAGGAGACGCCGCCAAAGCGGCUCCCGACAGUGGCCAGUUCGCCUUCUCCUACCUGGCCUGGCUCAUUUAUGUCAUCGCCUGCACGCCCAAAAUCGUGCUGAUUCUGGAGACCUCCAUCCUCGACCUGAUUGAGCUAAAGGUUCCUCUGGGCACCACUGGCUUUAAGAUGGUGGUCCUGUCGUCUGUGCCCUUGCUCUACACCCUCAUCAACUCAGUGACUGAGGAGCUCAGUUGCCAGAGCAGCCACCGAGCGCAGAAUUACUACAGCCGAACCUGCCUGGAUCUCCUGGACAGUUUCACUCUCAUGGAGCUGGUGCUGGCCGGCCAUAUUCCCAGUGUUUACCUCAAGUACACGGUCACCACCGUCUACUUCGUCGCGUUUUUCAUCCCGGUUCUCUGGCUCUAUGAACUCAACUCGUUGCAGCUACACUACAAGUGUGUGGUGUUCCGCUUCCUGUCCAGUUCCGCUGUCAAUGCCCCUCUCUUGGUGGUCAGGUGCUUUCUGGUCUUUAUUUAUGACCAACAAGUCUCGGUGUUCCUUUUGAAGAAUGUCUUUUGGUUGUGUUGUGAUUGUGCUGAGGUCCUGGAGAGAUGUUGCAGUGUGAGGCGUGUCCGUAAGUACUCGAGCCCUCCCGUGCAGUUUACACAUUGCAUUUCGGAGAAUGAGAUGUGUGCACAUGGAUAUGUGAACACCCUGGCAGUGACAGCUCAGUCCUAG